GCCCCAGCAGCGGCUCACUCUGCUCCCCCGGGUCGGAACCCCCUGGAGCUGCGCGCGAGUUUGCAGCGCCUCGCCGGAGCGGUCUUUCCAGUUCCCGGCUUCGCGCGCUCGGACCACCGGCGCGGGUUUUCCAAGCCCACGAACCGCGCCUAGCGGAACCAGCGGACCCGGGACGAGCUCGAGCUCCGGUUGCCUCGCGCUUCCCCGGCUCGGCUCUCUCCGCCCCGCGGGGGUCGCGCGCCCACCAUGCCACAGGGUCCCGGUUCGCUGCUGCUGCUCGUCCUCGCCUCGCACUGCUGCCUUGGCUCGGCGCGCGGGCUCUUCCUCUUCGGCCAGCCCGACUUCUCCUACAAGCGCAGCAAUUGCAAACCCAUCCCGGCCAACCUGCAGCUGUGCCACGGCAUCGAGUACCAGAACAUGCGGUUGCCCAACCUGCUGGGCCAUGAGACCAUGAAGGAGGUGCUGGAGCAGGCGGGCGCCUGGAUCCCACUGGUCAUGAAGCAGUGCCACCCGGACACCAAAAAGUUCCUGUGCUCCCUUUUCGCCCCUGUCUGCCUCGACGACCUAGACGAGACCAUCCAGCCGUGCCACUCACUCUGUGUGCAGGUGAAGGAUCGCUGCGCUCCAGUGAUGUCCGCCUUCGGCUUCCCCUGGCCCGACAUGCUCGAGUGCGAUCGUUUCCCCCAAGACAACGACCUCUGCAUUCCCCUCGCUAGCAGCGACCACCUCCUGCCGGCCACUGAGGAAGCUCCGAAGGUAUGUGAAGCCUGCAAGAGUAAAAGUGAGGAUGACAACGACAUCAUGGAAACUCUUUGUAAAAAUGAUUUUGCGCUGAAAAUAAAAGUGAAGGAGAUAACCUACAUCAACAGAGAUACCAAGAUCAUCCUGGAGACCAAGAGCAAGACCAUUUACAAGCUGAACGGUGUGUCCGAAAGGGACCUGAAGAAAUCCGUGCUGUGGCUCAAAGACAGCUUGCAGUGCACCUGUGAGGAGAUGAACGACAUCAACGCGCCCUAUCUCGUCAUGGGACAGAAACAGGGCGGGGAGCUGGUGAUCACCUCCGUGAAGCGGUGGCAGAAGGGGCAGAGAGAGUUCAAGCGCAUCUCCCGCAGCAUCCGCAAGCUGCAGUGCUAGUUCCGGAAUCCGCUUGGCUCCUGACCGGUCAGCUCCAGAGCCCAGCUGACCACUUCCGCUCUAGGAUGUCACUUCCUGUCUCCCAAGCACAGCCCCCUGCUCCAGCCCCAGCUGCCUUUUGCACGUUGCAUCCCAGCAUUCCCGAGUCACCAGGCCCUGGGAGGCCUGGGAGUGGAUAGAUGCUCUCACAUAAGGGAAAACCCCCCAGAUCAUGUGGAAAUGUUCAAACUAAUAAAAUUAUGAAUAUUUUUAUGAAGGUU
Molecule: messenger RNA, 1394 nt
Organism: Marmota flaviventris (yellow-bellied marmot)
Lineage: Eukaryota; Metazoa; Chordata; Mammalia; Rodentia; Sciuridae
Gene: Sfrp2
Product: secreted frizzled related protein 2
Biological process (GO): canonical Wnt signaling pathway; non-canonical Wnt signaling pathway
Molecular function (GO): Wnt-protein binding
Source: RefSeq, a predicted model, not a curated record